CAUCCCUUCUUUACAUUCUCACACACAAUUUCAAAUCCCCCCUCUUUCACCUUCACUAAUAGCAAUGGCGCCAAAGGCCGCAGCUGGAAAGAAGCCAGUGGCAGAGAAAGCACCUGCAGAGAAGAAGCCCAAGGCUGAGAAAAAGCUACCAAAGGAGUCGUCCGCAUCAGCAACCGACAAAAAGAAGAAGAAACACAAGAAGUCGGUAGAGACGUACAAGAUCUACAUCUUCAAGGUUUUGAAGCAGGUUCAUCCGGAUAUCGGGAUCUCGAGCAAGGCCAUGGGGAUCAUGAACUCCUUCAUCAAUGAUAUUUUCGAGAAGCUUGCUCAGGAAGCGUCGAAACUUGCAAGGUACAACAAGAAGAAUACGCUGUCGUCGAGGGAGAUUCAGACUGCUGUGAGACUUGUACUCCCUGGUGAAUUGGCCAAACAUGCUGUUUCUGAGGGUACUAAGGCUGUUACCAAGUUUACUAGCGCCUAGACUACAGGGGGUUUGGUUUGUUGGGGUUAGGUUUUGUUUGGAUUGGUUUAUGAAACUUGAUUUUGGUAAUUUGAUGUAAAGCUAGUUUGUUUUGUUGAAAGGGUUAUGCAGUUAUCAAGAGAAUUGUUUGUUUUGAGUGGUUAUUACAUGCGUUGAUCUUUGAUUUAAA
This is a messenger RNA of Helianthus annuus (common sunflower), 650 nucleotides long. Its product is annotated as histone H2B. The record is from RefSeq and is a predicted model, not a curated record. Gene Ontology annotation, cellular component: nucleosome. Gene Ontology annotation, molecular function: DNA binding; protein heterodimerization activity; structural constituent of chromatin. Lineage: Eukaryota; Viridiplantae; Streptophyta; Magnoliopsida; Asterales; Asteraceae. The transcript has a single exon. Gene Ontology annotation, biological process: nucleosome assembly. The coding region runs from base 65 to 481 and encodes 138 amino acids.